AUGGUACUCAAAGGAGAGAUUCUUUACAUCCUUACGCCCGGCAGUUACAUUCGAACCCUUGAUUUUUCUGGACAAGACGGUUUCAAGGAUGUCUCCUACAUGGUUCCAAUGUAUCAGCCAACUCUCACUGAAAGACAACAAGCAACUAAGUUCAUCUCACAAAGCGAGAAGAUUGCUGUCACAAGAUCAGGAGAAGUUUUGAUGGUCGAUAUCCUCGUUUACGAGGACGCUGCAUAG
This is a messenger RNA of Arabis nemorensis, 237 nucleotides long. The record is from the annotation of a GenBank genome assembly. NCBI's taxonomy places the organism in Eukaryota, Viridiplantae, Streptophyta, Magnoliopsida, Brassicales, Brassicaceae.